AAAUGAGUUCGGCGUAUGUUCAGCAGCAGUACCACCAUACCGCAAUGUACGGUGGCGGAGGGAUGAUGGGAUCUGGUGCAGGUGGACUGAUGGAUACUUCGUCCUACGCGCAUUACAACGCCAGUAUGUCCACUAUGGGCAUGGGCGGAACCGGACUUUGCUAUGGCUAUGGAACUGAUAGUGGAUCGUCAGAAGGUUAUCACAGCCCGGGGCCGGUUUCGAGUCCCGAAUCGUACUACAACAAUACCAGUCCGGCUGAGUACAGUCCAUCCAGCCCGUACACCAAUUACGGGUAUUGCAGUGGAACAGGAUCUGGAUCGGGAGUACAAAACACCCAUAGUAACAAUACUCCCACCAGCAGUACCACUAAUCAACACAUAUCCUGCGAGUCGUACUACAACUACACCAGCAAUAACUUCAAAACCGCCUGUCCAACAGUUCCUCGCUAUAGUACGAUCGAAUCGAAUCCUUCCUCCGAUCGAUCUGCAUUACUGAAUGGGUACCAGAAGCGAGAGGAAGGCACACAGUCGCUCGAAACGCAAGUUGUACUGAGGCCUGUAGCCGCAACAAUUGCUGCCAAACGACCUGCUGCUGCUGUCACUCAACAACUUCCGCUCGCUGGUAGUUACUACAAUCCCUACGCGGUACCGAUGGCCAGAAAUCGAUCCAGCCCAGCACACAGUUCCAGCAGCUCCGUAUCUCCUACUCCAUCCCAGUCGAGCGGGCAUUCGGUCGUGGUAGUGCAACCGGAAAUUGUCAAAAAACGCCGCCUAGCCGCAAAUGCACGGGAGCGACGAAGAAUGAACAGUUUAAAUGAUGCGUUCGAUCGGCUGAGGGAUGUGGUGCCUUCGCUGGGGAACGAUCGAAAGCUGUCGAAGUUCGAGACGCUCCAGAUGGCACAGACGUACAUUGCGGCAUUGAAUGAGCUGCUUUCACGAGACUGA
Anopheles maculipalpis is the source of this 944-nucleotide messenger RNA. It is a transcript of the gene amos, whose product is annotated as T-cell acute lymphocytic leukemia protein 1 homolog. The record is from RefSeq and is a predicted model, not a curated record. The transcript has a single exon. Gene Ontology annotation, molecular function: protein dimerization activity. The coding region runs from base 3 to 944 and encodes 313 amino acids. NCBI's taxonomy places the organism in Eukaryota, Metazoa, Arthropoda, Insecta, Diptera, Culicidae.